Trematomus bernacchii (emerald rockcod) is the source of this 7018-nucleotide messenger RNA. It is a transcript of the gene dusp3a, whose product is annotated as dual specificity phosphatase 3a. Gene Ontology annotation, molecular function: MAP kinase phosphatase activity; protein tyrosine/serine/threonine phosphatase activity. Gene Ontology annotation, biological process: negative regulation of MAPK cascade; protein dephosphorylation. The record is from RefSeq and is a predicted model, not a curated record. Gene Ontology annotation, cellular component: cytoplasm. Lineage: Eukaryota; Metazoa; Chordata; Actinopteri; Perciformes; Nototheniidae. The transcript is spliced from 3 exons. The coding region runs from base 183 to 905 and encodes 240 amino acids.
UUACAGUAUAAGUAACACCGCCACAUCAUCAGACACCUUGUAGGCUAGACAAGAAGACAAGCUCGCGCACGACUCACGUGCAAAGGUAAAAUGCAGCUGAAUAACCGCACGAGGCUGACGAGUUUGAGGCUGUGUGUUAUCUAACAUUAGUUAGGGGAGGUCAAACAAAAAGAAGAAGAGCCAUGAAGAAACACCUGAGUCCUACAAAACAGGCGCAGCAGCAGCAGAAGCAGCCUCCACCGGCGGAUGUUCCCGUGGCUCCCGGCGGCGAGGUUACCGUCCAACAACUCAACGAGCUGCUGUCGAACGGCAGCGGGUGCUACAGCUUACCGACACAACACUUUAACGAGGUGUUCCCCCGGAUAUACAUCGGCAACGCGUUCGUAGCCCAGAAUGCAAUGCGCCUGCAGAAACUGGGGGUGACGCACGUCCUCAACCUGGCGGAGGGAACCUCCUUCAUGCAUGUCAACACCAGUGUGGAAUUCUACACGGGCACGGGCAUCACGUACCACGGCAUCAAGGCCAACGACACGAUGCAGUUCAACAUCAGUGCCUUCUUUGAGGAGGGGGCUGACUUUAUCGACAAGGCGCUAGCACACAAUAAUGGCAAAGGGAAGGUGUACGUACACUGCAGAGAAGGCUACAGCCGCUCCCCCACCAUGGUGGUGGCUUACCUCAUGCUGCGCCACAGGAUGGAUGCCCGGCUGGCGGUGGCCACCGUGAGGCAGAAGAGAGAGAUCGGCCCUAACGACGGCUUCCUGCGCCAACUGUGCCAACUCAACGAGAAGCUGGCAAAGGAGGGCAAGCUGAACGGGGAGGUGGGGCAAACUAAAGACCAAAUGAAAAGCCUCCCAUCAUGCCUUUCACAGGCUUCCAGCCACUCUGGGAGUCUUACCCCACCCUGACCAAACCAGCACCCAUCCGACACCAAGGGGUAUUCCAUACACAAACAUACAUGCAUUUAUCUGUGUAGACAACUAUUCCUCACACACACACACACACUGUUUUUUAUCUUCAGUUCACGUCUGCCGCUGCUGCUCUGUAAGAGGACAUCCGUCAAAUCUUCUGCCUGCUCCUACAAAGAGUGUGAUCUUAAAUACUUCCUCUUUCCAAAACACACACACACCGCUCCACACUUGCAGAUCUCUCGCUGCAUAAAGUGGUGACUUAAAGCAUUCCUUCAAUCCCCACAAGUUUGCCCUGAUUUUUAAGAUUUCCGUAAUAAAAAGUAAGAUUAUAGCACAAUCAUUCCAUAGUUUUCCACUGCCGGGAAUGUCAGUGUUGUUUCCAACAGCAGGAGUAUUCUGAAAAUUCCAAACAAACUUUUAGAUAUCAAAUGGCCACACAUGAUGCAGAUAAAAUAGGUCAGAAAGCGAUGUGUGAAUAGAUGGAGGGAAAAUCCCAAACAUUCCAAGCCCCUCCACAGUUUUUACCCCUGAAAUGAUCUUCUUCCUUGAAGGACAGAUAUUUAAUGCACAAACACAAAUGAUUCACACUCUAAUGCAAGCUGUAGCUCUGUGUAACAUUCCACUCGGCAUCCUGGACUCUCGGCCUCUAGUUUGACAGCGGUAGCGAUACAUCUGACACAUUCUGUAUCCCAGAGGCUCGCAGCAAGGACAGCAAAGGUCGAGCUUAUUAAAAAUAACGAGCUGCUGCGUGGGUUGCUCAUGUAGCGGCCAUAUUUCCAGUUGCUUUUUAAGUGACAUUAUUUUAGUUUGUCAUUGAGCUCAACGAGCCUGCACUCGAGGCAAAUCACAUUCAGGCAAGCGAGUACUGGGAGCUCUAUCCUCUAACAUUCACAGAGGUCAUCUACAGUAUUUCAGUUCUAAAGUGGCUUGUUUACAAUUACAUAUAUAUCAUAUGACGUUAUAUUAUUUUCCUGUAGAGCAGGACUGCAUGACAAAAACUUCCUUUAUCGGGAUUACAUUUAUAGUUUGACAUCCCUACAGUGAUUGUGUUUUGGGUUAUCAAAACGCAGAUGACCAAAACGUACAAUAUAGACAGUAUUUGUUGCCUUUAACUUAGACAACACUCAAGUUAACCAGCUAAUAUAAAUACGCUUUUCACACACGUGUUGUGAAGACCUCCAAAAACAUUAAAAGUCCUGAACAACAGGAGCACUGUUUAAUUUAUUUUACCUAUCCUCUUUUUUCAUUUAAAUACUUUGAUUUAUUGCAGGUGAGGUAAUGCUUUUGUUGUCUGCAUUAUAUAUUUUUGUCUUGCAUUGUCAGCAUCUUAUCUUUAUAUUUUUGCCUUCUAUCCACAUUAAGCAGGUGUUUUCGUACUUGAAAAAAUUAGCCGUUAUGAAACAAUGACGUAAGCGUGAUCACUCAUUUUAAAUCCAAUCACAUAGCAGAGCUGUUAAGCGCUGCAGCUAACACAUAUUUGGUGUGGUCAGUUGUUUUUAAGAUUCCCAACUUGCCCACAUUACCUACGCUACACUUACAGACUAGUAGCUUAAAGGGGUUAAAGGCAGACUUCACCAGGUUUACCAAUUUCAAACUAGAGGCCUUUAGUUUGGAGAUGCCUCCCACUAACUCUUCUAACAGAGCGGUCCAGUCAUCACGCCACAGAGUUGUCCACUGCCAUACGGUCAGCACCACUGUUUCAUCCACACAGUCUGUCAGAGGCCCAUUCACAACAUGGCUCACUCCUACAUGUGUGUGUUAAUUAUGCCUGACUUUACACCCACACACCGGGUCCAAUUACAAUGUUUUGUUUGUAUGUACUUCAGCAUUGCAAUAUAUGUCAAUACCCUCAUCAGAUAUAUAGAAUGUAAUCACAUCUAAAUAUGACUAUUCAGGCUCUAGUUGUUACAUAUAGGCAACAGUAGUUCUACAAUACACCUUAAAAGUAUUUAUUACUUGGCAUAAUACUGUAAACUAAACCUAGUGCCAGGGAGGACGGAGAUGGGGUGUCUUUAAAGGAAUAUUUAUCCCACUAAAAUGAACAUUUGUGUAUCGAUUACCCAUGCUGUGUUACCUUGAAGAAAACUUUUUCUUACCUCGAUGGUAACAACAAUUAAAAAAACGUUAUAGAUGACAUUUAACAACAGCAAAAUGAUAUUGAAACAUACAAUUAUAUACGCUCACUCUUUACCGUAAAAUUAUUUUAAAAACCGCUUGCGUAAACAUUCUCAUGCUAGCGCAGUCGCGUUACUUGUCUGUGCAAGUCGGGUCAAAAGUGUUUUAAAUAGUAUGUUUUUUUUGUUUUUUAAGAUUAAUAUUUUGGGGGCUUUUUUACCCUUCCAAAAGAUUGGAAAGGGGGUUGGGGGGUAGCAUUUUCAGCAAAAUGCCAUGGGUUGGAUUUGAACCCGACUUGCUGUUCUUCUUCCCCUUUUUACCUUUGGGGAAAAUGCAAUUAGAUGUAGUGCGCAUACAACUGAGUAACAGAGACUUGGAUUUACUGCACAAGUUUUACGAGAUAACAUUUUUUAAGUUUUGCUGUUAUUAAACUCAUCCUCAUUUUCUUUAAAAUACAUUAAAAAAACCUAACCAUAACAAAAGAAAACACAGUUUUCUUCAAGAAUACAACCUAACCCAAGAAGAGUAAUUUCUAUAUAAAUGAUCAUUUUAAGGUGUAAAGAAUUCCUUCUAAACCCCCACUCCACGGAGCUGUUUUUCGAGGUGGACUCCCAUCAAAGUGCAGGGGUUUGAGCUGGAUGAGCACCAGCAUCCCUCCAGAGUUCCGACUCUUUGUCCCACACAUCAUAAUCCUCCUGAACAAACGGCCUCGGGGCAUGUUCGCAUGAAUCCAGGGGCAUAGUCGUCUCACUAGAGAGGAGAAUGGAAACUAGGUUGUCUCACCUCAUUAAUGGCACUAUUUAUUCCUCCUUUGAUAUAUCUGUAUACAUAUGAAUAUAUACAUGUAUACUGUAUAUACAUAUUUAAGUGUUGACAUAUAUGAAUGUAUGAGCAAUGUGUCUAUUAACGUGUAGGUAUCGUCAGUAUGUCUUUAUAUAUCAUGUUAUAUUUGUAUAUGGUGCAUCGAGGAAUCCAUCGGUUACAUGUACAUUCAUAUUGAAAUGUAAUGUACAUGUAAACUGUUGUCUUUGUGAUUGUGACGUUUCAUAAUUGUGCAAAAGUUGCUUAUGAUCAGCAGGGUUUACCAAGCUGGGAUACUGAGGCAUGUGAUCAUCCUGUUUGAUAAUGUUUCGUACAGUUUUUAAGUUUUCAUGGUAGUUUAUUCAUAGUAUACAGCAAGAUGCAGGUGGCAGCAUAAGAUGGAUACGAAUUGUCCUCCAUAUGGCCGCACACGUCAUCAUGUCAAAGGAUACACUCAUCCCAUCAAAAACAUUUACAGCUAAAUGUUAUGUGAUGAUCUAUAUUUGAGUUUCCAGAUACACUUUCCUUUUCAAUGCAAUGUUUUCAGCAGCAAAACAACUAUCCUUCAACAGGCUGCAGAAUCCUAGUAAAGAGAAACAUCCAGUAUGUGUUGUGAGAUUUCAUAAUGAAAGAACUAAUGUAGUUUUUGUGCAAAAAAUUAAAUAAGACUAUAUUGUUGUUAUUAUUAUUGUAAGUCAGUUGCAUAUAAGCCGUAUUUCAAGUCAGUUUUAUACUGUGCAAACUACAGGAGAGUAAUGCAACGGCAGUGGAUAAAUAAGACCUGCAGACUUGUUGCUGCUACAUACUUGCGCCACCUCCAAAUAUUUGGGUUUGGUAAUGUAACCUUUGAAGACAUCACAUUUGGCUUUGGGAAUAAUGAUUUCACUUUUACAUUGGGGAAGAAAUACUCCAGACUGAAAUUAAAAUACAACCAGUGUGGUAAAAUAGCAAUCUAAUUUAAUAAAAUCCAAUCUUUGAAUCCAAUUUCAAAACAUGCAUUGAAAUGUCAAGUGUUUCUUUAGCCUUUGCUCAUUAUAGGAUUAAAGAUCAUGUUUGAAUCAAAUAUUAUCACAGGAAGUUAGAAAUGAGGUGCUGGUUGUUUUUUUCCUUUAGUCAUCUCAUGUACUUGAAAAUGUUUCAAAAUGUUAAAGCAACGCACCCAAUAUGACAUAUCUUGCAAGCCCUCUUUCCUGUUGUGUGUCUAGCAAGAUGAAUCGGGUGCAGUGGCUCCAAUUUGAGACCAUUUUCAAGUCAAAAUGUCUUUCACUUCAUUUUCCUACCGCCUUGUCAUGAACCCCAAACCAUACAGCAGUGAAGAUAGAUUGAAGAUACAACAAAAACAGAGAAACACUAACCUCACACAAAAACAUUAAACACCAAGAUUGUCUUGUGCCAAGUGGCCUACUGUACAAAAUACAGUCAAUGUUUAUGAUUGGCUUUUUAAAUGUCAUUCCAAUGGACUGGGGUUUCACUCACCAAUUUUCACAUCUGCUCUACAAUACUGCCCUCCUUCUGAAUUCACAAAAGCAACAACUAGUUAGGAUUUCUGGAGUUUUACAUAACAACAAAUUGAGAAUGAUUGCCCUAAACUCGGUCCAGGAUGAGGGUAUGUACUUUAUAGCGUCAUAACUCCCGAGAUAGGGUCUAAUAAACACUAGCCAAACUAGCCAUGGUAGAUGUUUUCCGAUGCAUUUUGUAGCCACUAUUUAUAGAAGAAAAAAUCCUCCUUUUUGGACGAAGAAAAGGUGCAAAAAAGUUUUCCUAAAAGGAAAGCGUCUAUGAUGGCUACACCGCUGGUUUUACACUUUUUAUGCGUAACAGAUAUACACUGCCACCUGCUGUUCAACAAAUGUUGUUAUUUUUAGCAUUAGUCGUCCGAUCUUUUUUAAUGUCUUUAAUGUGAAACUCUGUUAUGUCCAGACUUCCUGUGUUUUGUUUAACAAGGUACCAGCAUAGUUUUGUGGGUAAUACUCCAGGUACAGUACUAAAUGUAUUAUCGAGAAUGUCCAAUGUGAAAUGCCAUUGAUGUAUUUUGUUAUAUAUACUGAGUAUGUAUCACGCACUAAGGCAAUUGUGAAUUGCUGCAUUUUACGGUCUUAACCGGCCGACUAUAUAGAUAGGACUUUGUAUGCUGUUGAAUCUAGUGAGCUGAAAUUGCAAAUGAUAUGACUUCUUUCACCUUUUUAAAUUGUUUUCAUUUAUUUAGAUUUGUCCUGUUACAAGAAUGUAAGUUGAUUAUAGUUUAAUUACAUGUUCCCUGCUAAAAUAGACUUGUUUUGGUACAGUAGGAUUGUGACCUACUUCUAUUGUCUUAAGCUUAACACAGUACGUCAUUAUCUGUUUUUCUUUUCUUUCGGAUGAGUCACCUAUAAUGGUACCUGGACCAGAUGGUAAUUGUAAUUCAUUCAUGGUGCUUGCCUGGAAACCAGAAAGAGAGGAGGAUUAAAUCACUCAGAGAGAGCCAGGUAGUUUUUUUUAUCACAGUAAAGAACACUAAAUUGACUUUGAGUUGAAUGCGCAGUCCCAUGUGGCGUAUCUCAGCCAUCUGUGCUGAAGUAAGCAAAAACCUGAGAUGUUUAAACCCUCUGUGACUGACUGUCAAUAUUUUACAUCAUGGAAAGUUAUCUGGCUGAACUUAUCUGAAUUGUGCAUGAUGCAAUAAACUCCAUCCGAUCUGGUACUCUUGGGAGCGCUCAAACAAACACCGGAAAUGACUUACAAAUACUGUUUGGCCCAGGUGAAGUGCAGAGCUGCCAUGUCCUUCUUCUUGCUCCCAUUCUUAAAAAAUAAGAAUUGUUUUAGCACAAUGAGCCCACUGCCUGACUCCACCCGGAGUCCAUGACACAGUCCACGUCUUAUCUCUUCACGUUUCUGUUGGUGUACAGAUGUCUCGGAGGAUUAUGUUGUGAUUUUGGAUCAGCUGUUCAAUGGGUAUUCCACAUGUAUAUUUGUCACCGCCACUGACAUCUCAAUGAACACAGCACCCCACCUAAAGCCUUACAGUAAAGAUUGAUUCUUUAGACUGUUUUUAAGUUUGUGUAUCUUACUUCACACAGCAGGAAGGGACGGCUCCCUUACAGGAUGAGACAUGCACUUGAUUUUAAAUUGCAAUGUUGAGUUUUCUUACCUUGAAGAAGUCCCUUCUUUCUUAUGUUUAAGAAAUAAAUGGCUGAGGUACUAACAUCUGAUCAUGA